This is a messenger RNA of Ascochyta rabiei, 378 nucleotides long. RefSeq lists its product as uncharacterized. The record is from RefSeq and is a predicted model, not a curated record. The coding region runs from base 1 to 378 and encodes 125 amino acids. Lineage: Eukaryota; Fungi; Ascomycota; Dothideomycetes; Pleosporales; Didymellaceae. The transcript is spliced from 3 exons.
AUGGAUUUCGUCAACAAGCUCACCGGCAGCGGCAACAGCCAGAGCCAGGGUCAGACCUCGAACGAGCAGGUUCAGUCGAGUGGAUCUGCUGGAGGACAGCAGCAGCAGAGCAGUGGCAGCGGCGGCUUCCUCGGCGGUAUUGGCGACAAGCUCAACUCUGCUGCUGGAGGCGGCCGUGAGAGCGAGAAGAACGAGGACUACCUCGACAAGGGCGUCGACUUUGUACAGGAGAAGUUCCUUGGACAGGGCGCUCAGGACAACGAGUCUGCUGUCGAGCAGGCCAAGGACGAGCAAAUCUCCGACUUCAUUCGAGGCCAGUACAAGACCACUACCGGUUCAGAUAUCCCCAUCAAAGACAAGGAGACUAGGCUCGGCUAG